Molecule: messenger RNA, 619 nt
Organism: Cuculus canorus (common cuckoo)
Lineage: Eukaryota; Metazoa; Chordata; Aves; Cuculiformes; Cuculidae
Gene: LSM6
Product: LSM6 homolog, U6 small nuclear RNA and mRNA degradation associated
Exons: 4
Coding region: 144-386 (80 amino acids)
Biological process (GO): mRNA splicing, via spliceosome; maturation of SSU-rRNA
Cellular component (GO): U4/U6 x U5 tri-snRNP complex; P-body; U6 snRNP
Molecular function (GO): RNA binding
Source: RefSeq, a predicted model, not a curated record
UCAGAGGAGCGAGCGCUGCCCGGUCACGUGGGCGAGGGCGCGCGGCGGGGCCGGGGUGGGAAGGGAGGUCAGAGGAGCGAGCCUUGCCCGGUCACGUGGGCGGCGCGCGGCGUGGCUGCAGGGCUUACCAGAGAAAAAUCAAGAUGAGUCUGCGGAAGCAAACCCCUAGUGACUUUCUAAAACAAAUCAUUGGAAGGCCCGUUGUGGUAAAAUUAAAUUCUGGAGUUGAUUAUCGAGGUGUCCUGGCUUGCCUGGAUGGGUAUAUGAAUAUAGCUCUGGAACAGACUGAAGAAUACGUAAAUGGACAAUUAAAGAACAAGUAUGGAGAUGCAUUUAUCCGAGGAAAUAAUGUAUUGUACAUAAGCACACAGAAGAGGAGGAUGUGAAGAUGCCAGAAGGAGCUGUUUUGUACUUGUGAACCUCUUCGAAGUGAUGAGCUCUAUUUGAUUUGUAGUUAAUAAUACACAGGUGAAAUACAAAAGUGUUUAAAUAUUUUUUUUAAAUAAAUAUAAACCAAUGUAAACUUCCUGAAUGUUUUUGUUUCAAAGCAUUGUUUUGUUCCGCUGUACAGAAAAAAAUGAAAUAAAAGAGAAGCAUGUAACAGCGCUGCAAGACUAAU